AUGCUUUCCCAUCUGCUGCUUGUGCUCUGCAUUGUUGGGUUCAGUAGCAGCAGCAGUAGCAGCCCAACUUUCAGCAAUGGAGGAGACCGUAAAGCUUUGAUUGUUGGGGAGGAACUGUGGAAGGAAACUCUUCCUUUGCAAAUGGGUUCUCGAGUUUACGAGCUGCAAGGGCUUAAAUCGCAUACUUGGUAUGAAGUGAAGAUAUCAUAUCCAGCUUCUAUACCUGCUAGCUUUACUAUACAAUUGAAUAAAGAUGAUUCAGACUCGGGGAUUAACCGGAAUAGAAGAUUGUUAAAUACCGAGAAACUGAUUUUCAAGACUGAUGAUAUUCUUGAUUACAAUCAGGCUUUUUCCGAGAUAUUUGAUGAUGCGGUGAACUUUUCACAAGGCGUAUGCCUCCCCUAG
This is a messenger RNA of Dovyalis caffra, 405 nucleotides long. The record is from the annotation of a GenBank genome assembly. Lineage: Eukaryota; Viridiplantae; Streptophyta; Magnoliopsida; Malpighiales; Salicaceae.